CUACAUGCUAGUGGCUGCGGAGACAUUCUGAGCUGGCAGAUCUGGAAGAGAAUCAAAACCAGCCUUACUGGCCUUCCAGACCCAUCCUCCCAGAGGGAUGGCUGCUCAGCUGAUGACUGAGGAGGUGCUGGAGACAGUGACGUUCAGGGACGUGACUGUGGACUUCACCCAGGAGGAGUGGCAGCAGCUGCAGCCUGCCCAGAAGGAUCUGUACAGGGAUGUGAUGCUGGAGAACUACAGGACCCUGGUCUCACUGGACUGGGGGACUCAGCCUGAUGUGAAAGAGUCACACCCAAAGGAUGACAUUUCAGAACACCGACCAUCCUUCUGGGCAGCCAUGGGAGAACCAGCAAGGACUGGAGCCUGGGGUCCCACCUCAGGAGCAGCAUGGAGACAAGGCAGCUGGCUAGAGGAGCAGCACAGAGGUGCCAGGAUGGGAUGGGAGGGGCUGGGAAUUCCCCAGGUGAGCAAACUCCUUGGGGAGUCAGUCUCCGAGGGCCAAGAAUUGAAGAUGUUUGCCAACCAGAGCUCUACCCCAGUCCAGCCGAGGCCAGAUGAACCCACAGAAAAGGGGCCCUGUCCAUUUGCAAGGCCUGGGAAGAACCGCAGCGCUUCAGACCUCAGUAAGGCCCCAGCCCCCUGCAGGGAGAAGAAACCCUACGACUGCAGUGAGUGUGGCAAGGCCUUCAGCCGCAGCUCUUCCCUGAUCAAACACCAAAGGAUUCACACGGGAGAGAAGCCCUUCAAGUGUGACACCUGCGGGAAGCACUUCAUCGAGCGCUCGUCCCUCACCAUCCACCAACGGGUGCACACGGGCGAGAAGCCCUAUGCAUGCGGAGACUGUGGCAAGGCCUUCAGCCAGCGCAUGAAUCUCACAGUGCACCAGCGCACACACACGGGUGAGAAGCCCUAUGCUUGCGACAUUUGCGGGAAGGCCUUCCGGAAGACCUCGUCCCUCACGCAACAUGAGCGCGUCCACACAGGUGAGAAGCCCUACACGUGUGGGGACUGCGGCAAGGCCUUCAGCCAAAACAUGCACCUGAUCGUGCACCAGCGUACACACACCGGGGAGAAGCCCUAUGCGUGCCCCGAGUGUGGGCGGGCCUUCAGCCAGAACAUGCACCUGACCGAGCACCAGCGCACGCACACAGGGGAGAAGCCCUAUGCAUGCAGGGACUGCGGCAAGGCCUUCAACAAGAGCUCCUCCCUGACCCUACAUCAGCGCAACCACACGGGCGAGAAGCCAUAUGUGUGCGACGCAUGUGGCAAGGCCUUCAGCCAGAGUUCCUACCUCAUUCAGCACCAGCGCUUCCACAUCGGUGUGAAGCCCUUUGAGUGCAGCGCGUGUGGCAAAGCCUUUAGCAAGAACUCAGCACUCACACAGCACCGGCGCAUCCACACCGGUGAGAAGCCAUAUGAGUGCUAUGUGUGCAAGAAGCACUUCACAGGGCGCUCGUCACUCCUCGUGCACCAGAUCGUGCACACUGGGGAGAAGCCUUACACAUGCAGUGAGUGUGGCAAGGCCUUCGGCCAGAGCGCAUACCUAAUUGAGCAUCAGCGCAUCCACACCGGUGAGAAGCCCUACCGCUGCGGCCAGUGUGGCAAGGCCUUCAUCAAGAACUCUUCACUGACCGUGCACCAGCGCAUCCACACUGGCGAGAAGCCAUACCGCUGCGGCAAGUGCGGGAAGACCUUCAGCCGCAACACCAACCUGACGCGGCACCUGAGGAUCCACACCUGAGCGCCUCUGCAGGCAGGAUACGGCCAGGUCUCCCCAUGGAGUACAAGGCAGCUCAGGACAGAGGUGGCAUGGGAAUGUGGGGUUUAUAGAGAGGCUUCUGUAUCACACGUGCCCCCCUCCACCAAGCAGCAGAAUGACCCCCCAUCCCAGUGUCUCCUCUCCUUUGGGAUGUUUUCAAGUUCACUGUCAUCGAACCCAAGUCACUGGUCAGGGCUCAGGCCCAGCUCUCCAAGUAAGUUGUUCUAGGAACUGGGACUGUGGGGCUUGGUUUCCUCUGUGGUGAAGUGGGGGGCAGAGGUGCAGGAGGUAGACUCAGAUGGACACGUUUGUCAUUUGCCCGGGAGCCUAGAAAUAGUUUGUUACCAUCUGUGAGGGGUUUUUUUUGGGGGGGGGGAAUAAGGGUUAAGGGGUAUCCUGUCCUGUCCCAGUCUCCCAACACCAGGCUAGCAAGUGGUAGAAGUUUACAAGUUGUAUGUGAGGGGGAGAGAAGUUUUUUCAGUUAGCAAAUUACAAUAACUACUGCUUCAAAUGCCAAAGUUUCUUAAAGCUGUCUGUUACUUUUUAAAGUCUUUUAGGUGUGAAAGAUAUAGAUUCUAGUUGUUCAGUCAAAACUCAAUUCUACUACUGUGGGGGGAGGUGGGCAGGAAGGAAAACAAAGAAUAGGUUUGAUAUUCGGGUGUAAUACUGGUUUCCAUAAAUAGUCUGCCCUUUUAUAGUUACCUUUUUUGUUAAACGUGCAGGUAACUAUCUUUGUCCAUUACUG
This is a messenger RNA of Otolemur garnettii (small-eared galago), 2504 nucleotides long. It is a transcript of the gene ZNF71, whose product is annotated as zinc finger protein 71. The record is from RefSeq and is a predicted model, not a curated record. Gene Ontology annotation, biological process: regulation of DNA-templated transcription. The transcript has 4 exons. The coding region runs from base 98 to 1741 and encodes 547 amino acids. Lineage: Eukaryota; Metazoa; Chordata; Mammalia; Primates; Galagidae.